UCAGUCUCUUGGGUGUAUGUGCAAGCUUUAUAUAGUGUGUUGCCUCUUGCAUUGAGCAAUAAAACGUGUGACUACAGUUUGGUGCAAGUUAUUGGCUGUAAAAUGACUCCAUUAGGACUCAUCUUGGUCUCAUCAGCACUGCUGGCUGGGGUCUACGCUGCAGGGCCACAAUUAUUAAGAGUUACAACCAUCAAGGAAGAACCAUAUGCAAUGUCCAAAGGCUCUGAACUGGAGGGCUUCUGCAUUGACCUGCUGUCAGCCAUCUCCAAGAAAUUUGAUUUUAAGUAUGAUAUUAAGCUUGUUAAGGACAGCCGUUAUGGAACAACAGAUGACAGCGGCAACUGGAACGGCAUGAUUGGAGAAGUUGUCAGAGGGGAAGCAGACAUCGCUGUGGCACCUCUAACUCUUACUGCUAAACGCGAGACAGCUGUGGACAUGACCAAACCCUUCAUGCAGACGGGUCUUAGUUUCAUCCUGAGGAAAGACAUCGCUUCUGAUGACUCGCAGUUACUCAGCUUUCUAAACCUGUUCUCCACUGAGGUGUGGAUGGGUGUACUGGUCGCCUACCUGCUGACCUCCGUCUGCAUCUUCUUAGUGUCGCGAAUUAGCCCGUCUGAAUGGGAGCAACCAGAGACAGAAAAUAAUUUCUUCACGCUUUCACACAGUUUUUGGUAUACUGUAGGAGCACUGACUCUUCAAGGUGCUGGUCCUCACCCCAGGGCUCUUUCGGGACGGGUCAUUACCUCUAUCUGGUGGCUGUUUUCAUUAGUGCUGCUUGCAUGUUUCUUUGCCAACCUCAGUUUAUGGCUACAUUCAGACAACCAGCAACAGUCAAUCAAGAGCUUUGAAGACCUCGCUAAUCAAAACGUGAUUGAGUAUGGCACCAUUAAAGAUUCUUCCUCUUUUGCCUUCUUCAAGAACUCGAACAACCCCACGUACAAAAGAAUCUAUGAGCACAUCAAGAAUGCCCAGAGCUAUUCACUCAAUGCAGAAGAAGGUCUCCGCAAGGCUCAGAAAGGCAACUAUGCUUUCAUCGGCGAAUCCGUGUCCCUUGACCUGGCAGUGGCGAGAUACUGUAACCUCACUCGCGCCCCUGAAAUCAUCGGCAUGAGGGGGUACAGCAUCGCUGCUCCUUUAGGCUCCCCUUUGGUAAAAAACCUAAGUGUUGCCAUUCUGCACCUGAGUGAGUCUGGUGAGCUGGAUUAUUUGCGCAGUAAGUGGUGGGCCAGCAGCUGUAUUGCAAUAAAUGGCAAGAGUGCUCCACUGAAACCCACCAGUCUGAAGGGAAUCUUCUUAUUACUGGCACUCGGUCUGGGACUGGGGCUUUUCUUGGCUCUGAUGGAACUGGCCGCCAAAUCACGCAAAGUCGCUAACACACAGAAGAAGUCCUGCUGCUCUGUGAUGUGUGCUGAACUCAGUCAGCGCUUCAGAAGCGGAGAGCCGACGACAGCCGAAUCCUCUGAGAAACACUAAGCCUAAAGAGCAAAGCCCCAACAAAGCACUGACAGAUCCACAUUUAAUCACUUAAUGUUCAGUACGUCCACAAAACAGCUAUUAACUACUAACACAACUGGGAGUGUGAAAACAUUUUAUUUGUUGUGCAUAUUUCAAAACCAUGUGUGAUGUGGUGUGGGGGGGUCCUGUACACCAUUGAUUGGGGGGAGGGGGGUAUAGUAUUAACCAAAAGAUUGAGAAUGCCCUAGAUUCUGACCAAACUGAAACAUUCAACCUGCUCAUUUCUAGAUUACUAAGAUCAACACUUUUUCUGUUUUAAUAGUAGAACAAUGUGUGCCAUGAGUUAAACUGUGAUAUUACUAAAUUUUUUGAGAGAAUUGCAUACAGUUUGAACAUUUCCCUUUAUUUCUAUUAUAAUUAAAUGAUGCAUGCAAAAUUUCUCCCAUGACUAACUAUAUAUACACACAGUACCCUGAAAAAGCCCAAUUCCUUAUUUUGGGUGUCAUUGUUUUAUUGUAGAGAAUGUUCUUAACCAAAAUAAAAAGCUAAAAUAUGCUGUUUGCAUAUUUAAUACUUGUUACAGUAAUAUUUUUUGUGUAUCAAUGAUUGCACCUUUAAUCAUUUUUACCAGUCUUUUGGACUAAGUUUUCUAGCUCUAUAUGUUCUUAACAGAUUUGCUCCAUGUUUUUGGAGGGUUAGUGAGAGGUAACUUCAAAACAUGCCACAGAUUUCUCCAUGAGAUCAUUUUUUGACCAUUGCUACAGUAUUCACCUUGAUAUUCACCUGUUUUGUUUCUGAACCACUCCUGCGUUUAUUCAAUGUUUGGGAUCAACUUCUUUGCAAGCUUCAAUUCUGUAGCCAAAUUAAACAGGCUUUCUUGCAGUA
This is a messenger RNA of Carassius auratus (goldfish), 2340 nucleotides long. Its product is annotated as glutamate receptor U1-like. Bases 103 to 1473 code for a protein of 456 amino acids. Gene Ontology annotation, biological process: monoatomic ion transport. Gene Ontology annotation, molecular function: ligand-gated monoatomic ion channel activity; signaling receptor activity. The transcript is spliced from 10 exons. Gene Ontology annotation, cellular component: membrane. The record is from RefSeq and is a predicted model, not a curated record. Lineage: Eukaryota; Metazoa; Chordata; Actinopteri; Cypriniformes; Cyprinidae.